Messenger RNA from Emericellopsis cladophorae, 900 nucleotides. Its product is annotated as Polysaccharide monooxygenase Cel61a 4. The record is from RefSeq and is a predicted model, not a curated record. Gene Ontology annotation, biological process: carbohydrate metabolic process. Gene Ontology annotation, molecular function: cellulose binding. Gene Ontology annotation, cellular component: extracellular region. The coding region runs from base 1 to 900 and encodes 299 amino acids. Lineage: Eukaryota; Fungi; Ascomycota; Sordariomycetes; Hypocreales; Bionectriaceae. The transcript is spliced from 4 exons.
AUGAAGUUCUCGACCAUCUUCGUCGCGGCCGCGGCUCAGGUGGCUUCCGCCCACUACUUCUUUGAGACGAACGUUAUCAACGGUGCUGCCCAAACACCCGGCAAGUACGUCCGCGACACUACACGGCAGACCAAGUACAACCCUAUCAAGUUCUCCUCGAACCCGGCGGGUGAUAUCCGCGACGGCUCCUACGCCGAUGGACCCGAUAUUCGCUGCAACCAGGGCGCCUUCUCGAACGCUGGCCGCACCGAGGUCUUGACUGUGAACGCUGGCUCAGAGGUCACGGCCAAGUUAGCCUAUGGUGCCAAGAUGGAACACCCUGGCCCCGGCUUUGUCUACAUGUCUCGCGCCCCCGGCGACAACGUCAAGGCCUACGAUGGCUCGGGCGACUGGUUCAAGAUCUUUGAAGAGGGUGUCUGCAACCAAGGUGCCGACUUUACCCGCGACGCCUGGUGCACUUGGGGCCGUGACACCAUCACCGCCAAGAUCCCCGACAACACACCUAAUGGCGAGUACCUGGUCCGCUUCGAGCACAUUGGCAUCCACCGCUCCCACGUCAACCAGCCCGAGCACUACACCUCGUGCCUCCAGGUCAAGGUCCAAAACGGCGGCAACGGCUCGCCCAGUCCGACGUUCAAGCUCCCCGGUGGCUACAAGGACUCUGACCCGUACGCCAAGUUCAGCAUCUACGGCGGCUACAAGAACUUCCCCAUGCCGGGCCCCGCUGUCUGGAACGGCGCGGGCAACGGCGGCGGUGGCGGCGAGCCCUCCAACCCAGGCAACGGUGGUGGCUGCUCCGCCAUGUAUGGCCAGUGUGGCGGAAAUGGAUGGGGCGGUGCCAAGUGCUGCUCUGCUGGUAGUUGCCAGGUCGUCAACGAGUGGUACCACCAGUGUGUCUAA